Molecule: messenger RNA, 1341 nt
Organism: Enterobius vermicularis (human pinworm)
Lineage: Eukaryota; Metazoa; Nematoda; Chromadorea; Rhabditida; Oxyuridae
Source: the annotation of a GenBank genome assembly
AUGAAGUCAUCAAAAGGCAUCAAUAAUUUGAAGAAAUCUGCUGUUGCAAACCAUAUUCUGAGCAACAAUCACGAAUAUUUUGGAAAGAAGUUACCAAGUGAAGAAUCAGAAACCGAAGCCACAGUACUAAAUAAAUCAAAUGGUCGCCCCUCCGAAGAUUUGGAAAUAGAGGUGAAGAGUAACACUAAACGUCAACCAGUUAAAAAUUUCAACGAUGUCAACAAACUGUCAUCACUGUUAGGUGUCAAGACGUCGGAAGCAGUUCUAAAUCCCUUUCAAUCACCUUUUCUCCGAAAAGUGUCCAACGAAAGUAGCACCUACAGUUGCACAACUUCGAUUCAGGAAGAACUAAGAAAAGAGGAAACUGUUAAUACAGCGUCGUCAGUGUCAGAAAACUUACCAGAAAGUGACAACGACGCUUCCAGCAGCUCACUUUCGAUAAAUACAAAAUCAACAAAUGAAAAACAGAAUAAUGAUUUAAAAGAAUUCCGAUCUUCACGCUCCACGGCAAGUUCCACCUCUGAAAGUUUGACUCAAAAACCCAGUUCUUCAUGCGAUAAGAAAAGGAGUUCAAAAAGCGACAUAUCAAAACAAUUUUCGCAAACGCCUAAUACAACAAGUAACCAAACGUCAGAAGCAUCAACACGUAAGGAGGAACACAGCCUUAGCGUAACUAAUACAGUUUUGACAUCUGGUCUACCAGCAGAGAAUUCAGAAGGCAAUUCUGUGGAAAUAAGCUCACCUUCUUGUUGCAGCACUUUAACGCUUAAAAAUGACAGAACAAGCAAUUCAAAUCUGCAGGAAGAAGAAAGAAGUGAAAUAAGUAGAAGCUCUGAAACUACUACCAAGUGUAACAAGAUUCUUCAACAAUCUCCGAUUAUUUCAACAACGGAAAACAAUGCAACAGAUGUAAAUAGCGAGCAAGAAGGGCCGCAGAGGAAAAGACCUGGGGGCAUUCUUGCUAAAAAUGAAAGGAGCAGAUCUUGUUCUGUGAGUGCACUUCGUCGGAGGAAGCCACGUAAGAGUUCAAAUACCAAGAACAAAGUCACAACUGCAGACCCUUUCUUCCAGAAUCAAAAAGACAAUGAGGUGAACUUCUCAGACCUCCCGCUGUAUCAAGAAGCCCACUUGCGUUUAUUAGGCGGGUUACUAAAGAGUAACGACGAAAAAACUGCGGUCGCAGAAGUCUUACGACUGCAUAUGAGUCUUCUGAAAUCUGAGGUACAACGAGAAUUACAAGCACUCAGAGAGUGGGACCGAUUGAUGAGCGAUUUAGAACAACAAACAAAUGUUAUAUCUUUCGACAACUUACGAGAAAUCCUCAGGGGCUAUGAGUACUAA